Messenger RNA from Parathielavia appendiculata, 938 nucleotides. RefSeq lists its product as uncharacterized. The transcript has 3 exons. NCBI's taxonomy places the organism in Eukaryota, Fungi, Ascomycota, Sordariomycetes, Sordariales, Chaetomiaceae. Bases 1 to 573 code for a protein of 190 amino acids. The record is from RefSeq and is a predicted model, not a curated record.
AUGGCGCCCUCCUCCACGAUAUCAUCAUCGUCGGCGGCGGCCCCUGCUGCCUUUGCGGCUGCCGCCCGUCUGCGAGAGCAGAACCCGGCCGUCAUAUUUACCGAUAAGGAGCAGCAGCGCUUGCACUGGAUGAGGCGGCACGGCAAGAAGAUGGCGCUGAAGAACACCAAGAACGGCCUGCUGUCGGGGGCGCAUGAGCUGGGGCGAGAGCGGGAGCUGAUUGAGAUCAAGGGAUGCGUAGGCAAGGAGGUCAGCAUGCACGUGAAGAAGAUGAGGGGGAAGUUCACGCUGAAUAAAUCUGACUCGCGCAUCGCCAUCAACGAACGCGGCCGCAAGGACCACUUCAACCCGACCCAAGCCCUGCUCUCCGGGCACAGCAGCCACUUCAUCAGCCGAUACAACCUCAACACCGGCCUCGUCCACAAAGAACGUGUCCUCGACAUCUCGUGCACCCCCGUCCACGGCCUCUUCUCCCCCGAUGACAACGAAUCCCUCUCCACCGUGCACACAAACAAAGGCACACCCCACGCCCACAUCAUCAUCCUAGCCGUCGGACUAGGUAACCGCCCGUGAAUGCCCUCCAUCUUAGGCAACCUCAGCACCCCCUGCACCCCAUCAAGCAAUAUCAACACUUGCCCGCAAGGAAACCACGCAAUGCACCUCCCCGCCUUCCUCCCCUCUCCUCGCCCACCGCAUCCCUUAGCCUAACCGGCACACCAACGUGCUCAUCGUUGGCCGCGGCCUCAACCUCGGCCCAGCUCGCCGACCCGGCCCUCCAGCGCGGGGGUCGGCACCGUCUGGCACGUCAUGCGCGGUCCUAUGCGCGUCAAAGACAUUUUGACGUCGACCUCGAGUUGGAUAGGCAAGUUUCGCAAUGUCGCCAAGGCGCGGUUCUGGCUGGGGGAUAGCGACGAGGGGAGGCUUGCUUUGCUUCAGGC